AAAAAUGGCUUCCGAGAGUACUGGAACCCAUAAGGAUCUUGUCACAGGAGAAAUGGUCUCCAAGCAGGAGCUCAAGCGUCGCGAAAAGCAGAGAGAGAAAGAUCGCAGGAAGGCCGAAAAGGCUGCAGCUGCACCUCAGCACUCUGAGGGCCAGGCAGAGUCCUCUCGAGUCAAUGAGGAUGACCUCAAUCCAAACCAAUACUUCGAACUUCGCUCGCGUCAUAUCCGCAAGCUCAAGGAGACUAUGAGCCCUAAUCCCUACCCUCACAAGUUCGAGGUCACGCUAUCGCUUUCGCACUACAUUGAAAAGUAUGGUCCUGACGGCAAGAUCAAGCCCGGAGAGAAGAUCGAGGGCACUGUCGAAUGCCUCGCGGGACGUAUUCACAAUAUUCGCGCGUCUGGCCAAAGUCUGCGUUUCUACGAUCUCCACGGCGAAGGCCAGAAGGUGCAGAUCAUGGCGGUCAAGCAAGACGCCAAGGACCCAGAAGGUUUCGUCGCGCAACACGAGCACUUCCGUCGUGGUGACAUUGUCGGUGUCAUCGGAACCCCGGGACGUACCAAGAAGGGCGAGCUCUCAAUCGUUCCUGCAGAAAUGAUUCUCCUUGCACCAAACCUACACCAACUGCCAUCGGGCCACUUCGGCCUUAAGGACCAGGAAACGCGCUACCGUAAGCGCUACCUGGACCUGAUCCUCAACGAGGAUACAAGGCGCAUUUUCAUCGCUCGUAGUCGCAUCGUCAACUAUAUCCGCCGGUUCUUCGACAACCUCGGCUUCCUCGAGGUCGAGACGCCGAUGAUGAGCAUGAUCGCUGGUGGCGCAACCGCGAAGCCGUUCAUCACGCACCACAACGACCUCGACCUCGAUCUGUACCUCCGUAUUGCCCCCGAGCUGUAUCUGAAGGAGCUCGUCGUUGGUGGUCUGGACCGAGUGUACGAGAUCGGGCGUGUGUUCCGCAACGAGGGCAUCGACCUGACGCAUAACCCCGAGUUCUCGAUCUGCGAGUUCUACAUGGCGUAUGCAGACAUGUACGACCUCAUGGACAUUACCGAGAGCCUGAUCGAGGGUCUCGUCAAGUACCUCACAGGCGGAAAAACGACGCUGACGUUCCAUCCCGAGGGUAGGGACAGCGAGAAGGUUUACGAGCUAAAUUUCAAGCGGCCAUGGCCGCGAUACGACAUGAUCACGACGCUAGAGGAGAAGCUUGGGGUGAAGUUCCCGGCGGGGGAGACCUUGCACACUGGAGAGGCAAAUCAGUUCUUGCGCGAGCUUUGCCGGAAGCACAACGUGGAGUGUAGCGAACCCCGGACGAACGCGCGCCUGCUGGACAAGCUCGUCGGCGAGUAUAUCGAGCCUCUUUGCAUCUCCCCUGCCUUUAUCGUCGGUCACCCGCAGGUAAUGUCGCCGCUCGCCAAAUACCACCGGUCACGGCCUGGUCUCUGCGAGCGCUUUGAAGGCUUUAUGUGCGGGAAAGAGUUCUGCAAUGCUUACACCGAGUUGAAUGAUCCGUUCGAGCAACGGCUGAGGUUCGAGGAGCAGGUUCGGCAGAAGGAGCAGGGUGAUGACGAGGCACAGGGUAUCGAUGAGACAUACGUUGACGCUCUGGAGCACGGUCUCCCGCCGACGGGCGGGUGGGGCAUCGGUAUCGACCGCCUGGUAAUGUUCCUGACCGACUCAGCCAAUAUCAAGGAGGUCUUGUUAUUCCCUGCGAUGAAGCCGAUCGAGACUACGACCAACACCGCGGGCCCCGUCGGGCCCUCUGGACAGGUUUAGACGUCCGUGGCAGCACACGUUCUGCCUGCACAUAUUGUACUACCGGUCUUUUGGCCGAGCUAGAUCCAAAAAUCAAAAGUAGAUUCUGUUUAUACAUCGGCUGGAUGAACGUCGCUAUCCGGGCGAUUAGUCAGCCAAGGUCCC
Messenger RNA from Phanerochaete carnosa HHB-10118-sp, 1915 nucleotides. RefSeq lists its product as uncharacterized. NCBI's taxonomy places the organism in Eukaryota, Fungi, Basidiomycota, Agaricomycetes, Polyporales, Phanerochaetaceae. Gene Ontology annotation, molecular function: lysine-tRNA ligase activity; tRNA binding; ATP binding. The record is from RefSeq and is a predicted model, not a curated record. The coding region runs from base 5 to 1771 and encodes 588 amino acids. The transcript has 8 exons. Gene Ontology annotation, biological process: lysyl-tRNA aminoacylation. Gene Ontology annotation, cellular component: cytoplasm; cytosol.